CCAUGAGCAGAUUAACGCUAGCUUGAAAAUACUUUGAUUACCACCGUAAUUAAUUUAUAUUGCUUUAUCGAUCUUGGGAUUUUCAAGAAGCCUUUAAACAAGAAACAGAAAAAUUUAUCAUUGCAUAUGGAGUCUGCAAAUCUCCAUCACCAGCAUCAUCAGCUCCAAGAGAAUCUUAGUCAUCUCGGGUCUUCUUCUUCCUCUUCUUCUUUAGCUACUGCCCCAUCUUACUAUGGAGUUGGAAUCAAGCAUGCUUGGACCCAGCAGCCUACUAUUACUGCCACAACCACUAAUUUGAGCAACCCAUCAAAUUCAAGCUUCAACAGUAGUAGUUCUAUUAAUAUGGUACCAGAUUUGGGUUUUCACUGCUGGCCUCCUAGUAGUAAUAAUUUGAAUAGAGCUGGAAGCAGUAGUAGUAUUAAGGAAGAGCUCUCAUCAUCUUCAUCAGAUUCAACCUUUCCAAAAUUUACACAAAUGCUGACCAGCCCCUCUAGCACUAGUAUUAACCUUGAUGAUGAUGACCACCAUUUUUCUACUCCUACAAGCCUCGGCCUUAUAAAGAAUGAGCAGAAAGAAAUGAUGAUGAAUGAUCUCAGUGAAAAACUCUUGCUCAAGACCUUGUCUUCUUCUGGAAUUAAUCAUCAAAUUUCAUUAGCUGGAGAUCAACAUCAUCAUCAAUUCUACAGCUCAAAUAACAACCAUGUCCAGAAUUUUACUCAAUUGAUGCCUGGGAGAUCAGGAGGGCAAUACUUCAGCCAAAUUUAUCCCAGCAUAAAUAUUUCCAACUUAAACCAACAGUCAUCGCCGUCGUUAACAAUCUCAAGCUGCAGCUCCUUAAACAUGAACUUGCAGGCUAUGGAUCUUUUAGCUUCUUCGAGAUUCAGUACUCAUGAACCUUAUAAUUCACACGAUACCCUUGGCAUAUACAACAAGGAAAUUAGGCAUAACUCCUUUGGUCUUCAACAGAUGCACCAAUCAAGAGCAAAUCAUCAUAGUCUGCUAUCUUCUGGUGCCAAUAGUAAAAUAUCUCCUUUUGAGAAUGAAAUCACAGAAGUGAAGCGACCCGGGAGUUUGAUUGAGCCAAAGGCAACACAAGCAGCUGCACCUAAGAAAUCGAGGUUGGAGUCACGCACUCCCUGCCCACCCCUUAAGGUUAGGAAGGAGAAGUUAGGAGAUAGAAUUGCAACUCUUCAGCAAUUGGUUGCACCCUUCGGCAAGACCGACACAGCAUCCGUACUGAUGGAGGCAAUCGGAUACAUCAAGUUCCUUCAAAAUCAGGUCGAGACACUAAGCGUCCCAUACAUGAAGUCAUCACGCGACAACAAGUCCUCUCAAGCAAUGUUGCAAGCGGGUGUGGUAGAUAUAAAUGGCUCAAAUGGAGACCAUGAGAGAAAGCGAGAUCUGAGAAGUAGAGGGCUGUGUUUGGUGCCAUUGUCGUGCAUGUCGUAUGUCACAGACGCUGCUGCCGCCACUGCUGGUGUUACUGGAAGCGUUAACUGGCCAAGCCCUAACUAUGGUCAUGGAGGGACUUGAAAUAGGAUUAGUGUUCUGUUUUAUAUCAAACUACUUGUACGUGUUGACGAAAUCGAUCAGCUCCGUCCCUCUCAAGUUCGCUACAGUUGUUCAAUAAGGCCUCUCAAGUUUAAUGGAGCAAAUUUGGUCGUUCUAGCUCUCUAAGCAGAUCAUAACCAGGAUCGGAUGGACCAAGUUUGAUCCAUUAACAAUUCAUCCAUGCAUGUACC
This is a messenger RNA of Fragaria vesca subsp. vesca, 1742 nucleotides long. RefSeq names its product transcription factor bHLH110-like. Gene Ontology annotation, cellular component: nucleus. The transcript is spliced from 7 exons. Gene Ontology annotation, biological process: regulation of transcription by RNA polymerase II. Gene Ontology annotation, molecular function: protein dimerization activity; DNA-binding transcription factor activity, RNA polymerase II-specific; RNA polymerase II cis-regulatory region sequence-specific DNA binding. The record is from RefSeq and is a predicted model, not a curated record. NCBI's taxonomy places the organism in Eukaryota, Viridiplantae, Streptophyta, Magnoliopsida, Rosales, Rosaceae. The coding region runs from base 127 to 1533 and encodes 468 amino acids.